ACGCGUACGGUUUUUUUUCCAUCACAAUUAAAGUUACGGUACUCCAAGUACGUGCUCGUGUACGAAUCGCGCGCCGCGCCGGUGCACGCCAUGAAUAUUAAUUAAUGUAUGUCAACCAGAGCAGGCGUGUCUUGGGUGAUUUUUUAUUUUUAUUAUGUUCCCUUGUCGUUCCCAGACAAGAGUCGGUAAUAUCGCAUCUUACCGGCGGUACAGUGACUCAUCUGUACAGCGGACAAUAUAAGCGCGCAUGCCGCCGACAUCUCGCAGAGACGCGCGAUACUGCCAAACGACCAGCACGCCGUACGAUUGUCGGCCGAACGUCGUCGCGCGCGACCCGUCACUUCCGCGUCGAGCACAAUAACAUCGCGCGGGCCUCACGCCAGUUCUUCUGUUUUAGGCCCGUCAUCGUCAUGUUGUUCUUCGCCACGAUCCUGUGCAUCGUGACCUCGUUACCGGCGUCGAUGAACAAACCACUGGUGGACCCGGGGCUGUUCGUGAUAACAGGUGUCGAAACAUGUGGUUCCGAUCUAGGAUAUUGUCUCUUAGGUAAUGAUUGCACCAUGGACGAUGAUUUUUUACCCGAUCCGUCGGGUAAUUGUUCAGGUUUAAAACGUGCUUUCACUCCAGCCUCGCCCUUCGUCUGCUGCAAGUUGAGCAAAGGCUCGUUGAACUCGGGGCCAUUAAUGGUAGAUUUUAAUACCAAAACUUCCACCGAACCUAAGAACGAGUUGCACGGAAUCGUAAAAAACGCCACUCCUGUCAAAGCAGUAGACGAGCUGAACAUCGGUAAAAAUGUGAUUUCGAUCUCGGCCAUGGAUAAGCAAGCGAGAAAAACUGCAAGAGAAAACGUAGAUUCUUCGAAAAUAGACAAUGAUCAGCUGGCGAAAUUAAACCAAAUCGAGUUGGUUGUAAAAAAGAUCAUCGAACAGUUAAUAAACGAGACCGCGAAUAGUAUGAAAGUUGACGAGACGGUAAUCGGUAGUUCUGAAGCGAAAAUAGAAGAAAAUACAAUGAUGAACGAGAUUAAAGAAGACGAGAAAAUGUUCGUCAACAACAGUGAAUCAACAGAAACCGGUGCUGUGGAUCAAUUGGCGAGACCCGAAGAAACAUUAGAUGAUGGGCAGUUUAAAACAGAAAUAUUUCCGGAGAACGGGGAAGACGGUGAAAGGGUUAAUGAAUCCGAUAAGAUUGAACCGGAGACAGAAGAGUCGGAUAUUGAUGAUGAAUUCAAAGCGGAAAAAAACAUUUGUCAAAAAACUUGUAAAAGCGAGGUAAUAUUUUUGGUAGAAAAAAAACCAAUGUGCUACGGAACACUUUUAGACGACAUAUGGGUACUCACGUCUGCUACGUGCGCUUCCAGGUUGAAUAAAGCAGCUAUUAGAAGAGUGGCUGUAAGCCGUAAGGACAUAGGGGGAGCAACGCUGAGUAUUUCAAACAUUUUAGUGCACGAGAACUUCAAAUCGCCAAAGUCCAAAACCCCACAGGAGAAUAAUGAUUUAGCGCUGGUCAGUUUGACCGUACCACUCGAAGGCCAAGAAUGCACACCGUGUUUUGUUCAAAAAAAAAAUAACGUCAUUAAUGAAGUAUGUAAGACCAAUCAGAACGCCUAUCACAAGAACUUGAUAAAAUCAGCCGAAAACUGUGAAAGUCGCGUGCAAUUGCGGGACAUGAUUAGCAAUUCAUAUUUGAUAUUGCCGUGCAACAGCUGGAGGAUGCAAUACAACCAAGAAGGGCGGCUGGGAAGUGGCCUGUGGUGUGAUGGCAAGCUGGCCGGCGUCCAAACAGGUGUGGGCGUAGGGUCGUUGAUUUAUACACCGGUGCACGAGUACGCUACGUGGAUAUCCGAUAACAAGAGGAUUGAAAGAAGAUGAACAAUAAAUAUCUGGUCACACACCCGUUGAUCCGAUGUAAAACAAGACUGUGCAACUAUCAAUAAUAUAAUAUUAAAUGUAUAGUUUAUUUAUUUAUUUAUCGUAUCCAUUACGCAUAUAUUGUAUACGAACUAAGUUAUUAUUAUAUUUUGACAAAAUGUAAUAUGUGUAAAUUUAAUAUAAUUACAAUUACUGACGCCCGAGA
Molecule: messenger RNA, 2076 nt
Organism: Sipha flava (yellow sugarcane aphid)
Lineage: Eukaryota; Metazoa; Arthropoda; Insecta; Hemiptera; Aphididae
Exons: 7
Coding region: 105-1871 (588 amino acids)
Biological process (GO): proteolysis
Molecular function (GO): serine-type endopeptidase activity
Source: RefSeq, a predicted model, not a curated record